This is a messenger RNA of Thlaspi arvense, 2469 nucleotides long. Lineage: Eukaryota; Viridiplantae; Streptophyta; Magnoliopsida; Brassicales; Brassicaceae. The record is from the annotation of a GenBank genome assembly.
AUGAUCAUGGAAACGCAGCGGAAUGUUGAAUUCCCACAUCGGAAUGUCGAUAAGCGGCCGAGGAAACGGCCGCGAUUGGCAUGGGAUGCUGUUCCUCCUCUUCCUCCUCCUCCACCCACGGUAUUUCAUCCUCCGUUGUACUAUGGUCCAGAGUUUGCGAGUGGAGUGGUUCCCAAUUUUGUUUACCCAAACAUGUUCUACAGUGGCCUUCCUCGUCAAGGCUCUCCUCCGUGGAGACCAGAUGAUAAAGACGGCCAUUAUGUCUUUGUGGUUGGAGAUACUUUGACUCCACGAUAUCAAAUUCUCAGCAAAAUGGGUGAAGGUACAUUUGGACAAGUAUUGGAAUGCUUUGAUAAUAAAAACAAAGAAGUCGUGGCGAUCAAAGUUAUACGGUCCAUAAACAAGUAUCGUGAAGCUGCCAUGAUAGAAAUUGACGUGUUGCAGAGGCUUACAAGGCAUGAUGUUGGUGGCUCUCGUUGUGUGCAAAUACGGAAUUGGUUUGACUAUCGUAAUCAUAUUUGUAUUGUAUUUGAGAAGCUUGGGCCAAGCUUAUAUGAUUUUCUCCGCAAAAACAGCUACCGUUCAUUUCCCAUUGACCUUGUUCGGGAGCUUGGCAGACAACUUUUGGAGUCUGUAGCAUAUAUGCACGAUUUACGGCUGAUUCACACGGAUUUGAAGCCGGAGAACAUUCUUCUGGUAUCGUCUGAAUAUAUCAAAAUACCUGAUUAUAAGUUUCUAUCACGACCUACGAAAGAUGGGUCAUACUUCAAGAAUCUGCCAAAAUCAAGUGCCAUCAAGCUCAUUGAUUUUGGAAGUACAACGUUUGAACACCAAGACCAUAACUACAUCGUAUCCACAAGGCAUUACCGCGCGCCAGAAGUUAUCCUAGGGGUUGGAUGGAACUAUCCAUGUGAUUUGUGGAGUAUAGGUUGCAUACUUGUUGAACUUUGUUCGGGAGAGGCGCUUUUCCAAACACAUGAAAACUUGGAGCAUUUGGCGAUGAUGGAAAGGGUCCUUGGACCAUUACCACCUCAUAUGGUGCUCAGAGCUGACCGGCGCUCUGAGAAAUACUUCAGGAGAGGUGCAAAGUUAGAUUGGCCUGAAGGUGCGGCAUCAAGAGACAGCUUGAAAGCUGUAUGGAAACUUCCCCGGUUACCGAAUCUGAUAAUGCAGCACGUGGAUCACUCGGCCGGUGAUCUGAUAGAUCUAUUACAAGGGCUGCUUCGCUAUGAUCCAACGGAGAGGCUCAAGGCAAGAGAAGCACUGAACCAUCCCUUCUUCACGAGAAGCCGGGAACAGAGAGGGACAUCUCCAAAUCCGAAACCUGUUUCCGGUUUGAUAGAACCGAAACCAUUAUUCGCUUUUGGAUCGGUUAAACUGAAUUGCAGGAUGAGGUCCAUCAAAGACGGAAACGGUGUCGGUUUUGAAGGUUUAUCUCUUACCACAAUCAUGGAGUCUCUGGGAAGAUUACAGCUCAAUCACCAGCCAUUCCACCUUUCCUUCACUCACACCUCUUCGUCGUUCCCCAAAACCCCUACAUCUUUCGCCUUCAGACCUUUAAUCCGUCCAAUUUCCUCUUUCAAAUGCGCUUCAAUCAAAGCCUCGUCCUCCAAAUCACAAGACUCUAUCAUCCCUCUCCGAAAAUCCGCACCUUUCCGUCUCUUCAAAUCCACAUGCAUCACUCUAACAACCGCCGCGGCGCUGCUCUUGGUCAACCUCCAGCUCAAAUCGCCGGCGUUUGCAGCUCCCGUCGCGCCUCCGCCGUCAGUGGAAAGCAGCGAAGAAGUUACCUUGGAAGAAGAAGAGAGAGCCCUUGAAGAGCAUUUGGCAACCCACCCUCCUGAUGUCGACUCCCUUCGUUCCUUGAUGGAGGUAAAGAUCAAAUCUCGAAAGCUUACAGAAGCGAUCCAAGUGAUCGAUCGUUUGAUUCAAUUGGAACCCGAGGAAUCGGAAUGGCCAGUCUUGAAAGCCAACAUCUUCACAUACAGUGGAGAUCUAGAUUCAGCUAAAACCGAAUUUGAAGAGAUUCUCGCUAAAGAUCCGCUUCGCGUCGAAGCUUAUCACGGCCUGCUUAUGGCUUAUUCCGAUGCAGGUCUUGAUUUGAAAGAGGUGGAGAAGAGAAUCGAGGAAGCGAUGUUGAGAUGCCAAAAGGAGAACAAUCUCAACGAUUUACGGGAUUUUAAGCUCCUUGUGGCUCAGAUUCGGGUGAUUGAAGGAAAGCACAGCGAAGCAUUGAAGCUUUAUCAGGAGCUUGUGAAGGAGGAGCCAAGAGACUUCAGGCCGUAUCUCUGUCAGGGAGUUAUAUACACCUUGCUGAAGAAGAAAGACAAGGCAGAGGAACAGUUCGACAAGUUUCGGACACUUGUGCCCGAGAAUCAUCCUUACAGAGAGUAUUUCAUGGAUAAUAUGAUCGCAACAAAGCUUUUCUCAGAGAAGACGCAGCGUGAGAUGGCUGGAUCAGAGAGCUGA